AUUGACCGGUUGAACUUCUUUUUAUCUAGGACUUCGGAACUACAUCAAAGCUCGAUUUUAUUGUUGAUGAUGAUAUGAUUGGUGAAAAUGAAGACGAUAUGUCUGGUGAAGAAGAUAACUGUUUUGACACGGUAUGCGCAAUUUGUGAUAACGGUGGAAAUAUAUUGUGUUGUGAGGGGAAAUGCAUAAGGUCAUUUCAUCCUACCAUUGAGGAUGGUGCUGAUUCUAAAUGUUCGUCUCUUGGUUAUACCAAUGCAGAACUGAAGGCAAUGAAAAAUAUUGAUUUUUAUUGUAAGAAUUGUGAGUAUAAGCUACACCAGUGCUUCGUUUGUGGGGAAUUGGGAUCUUCUGAUGAAUUAUCGGGUGCUGAGGUCUUUCGUUGUGUUAACGGAGCUUGUGGGCACUUCUAUCAUCCCAGAUGUGUAGCAAAACUUCUUCACGAGGGGAAUGCAGCUGCAGCAGAAGAACUCCAAGGAAAGAUUGCUGCUGGGGAACAGUUUGUGUGUCCCCUUCACAAAUGCCAUGUCUGUAAAGAAUUAGAAGUAAAGUCGGAACCUGCCUUGUGUUUUGCUGUAUGUAGGCGUUGUCCUAGAGCAUAUCAUAGAAAAUGUUUGCCAAGCGAGAUUGCACUCAAAGAUGAGGAUGAAAACAUUGUACAAAGGGCUUGGGAGGGUCUUAUACCCAAUCGUACAUUAAUUUACUGCUUAGAACAUGAUAUCGAUGAAGAUCUUGCUACCCCUGUUCGUAAUCAUAUAAAAUUCCCAGAUUCUGAGCAAAAGGACAAGAAAAAGCAACCAUUAGAAGCAUAUGGCAAGCAGAAAGUUGUUUCUAAGAAAAAAAGUUUUGCUUUAGAAGAUGCUGCUGGGAAGAAAAGUGCUGCGAAACUGUCAGAAGUGGUUGGAAACUUAUCUUCGGCUGUAAAACAGAGUUUCCUUCCACAAAAGAGGGGGGAUAAAUUGUCUGGACAAUUGUCUUUUAAAAAGCAAAAAGUGGCAUUGAACAACAGUUGUCCAGAGAAACAAAAUGAAUCUACCAUCGGCACUGAGGACAUGAUAUCUUUGGGGGAGCAGUUGUUUGCCAGGUAUUCAGACUCAACUAAGGCAGGACAGGUGGCAAGAGGUGAUGGUGAACAGGAGCUCAGUCAGAGGAUUAAGCCUAAAGGAACAAACUGUUUGUUGAAUCUUGAUGCUGAUGCAAAGAAAAGAAUAUUGGCUAUGAUGAAAGAUGCUUCAUCCUCAUUAACACUCGAAGAAAUCGAAGAUAAGCAUAAAGCACCAUCAGCACAUGUACAUUCUUCAAAAUAUGUGGUAGACAAGCAUGUAACCUUGGGGAAGGUGGAGGGUUCAGUUGAGGCUGUGCGUGCAGCUUUAAAAAAAAUGGAAGGAGGCUGUGUUACAGAUGCAAAAUCUGUUUGUGGAACCGAUCUUCUCUACCAAGUGAUGAAAUGGAAGAACAAGCUUAAAGUGUAUCUUUCUCCAUUUCUAUAUGGCAUGCGGUACACAUCCUAUGGUCGCCACUUCACCAAAUUGAACAAGCUUAAAGAGAUAGUCGAUAUUCUCCAUUGGUAUGUUAAAGACGGUGACAUGAUAGUUGACUUUUGUUGCGGUUCAAACGAUUUCAGCUGCCUUAUGAAAAAGAAGCUUGAUGAGAUGGGAAAGAGUUGCUCAUACAGGAACUAUGACAUUGUACAGACAAAGAAUAAUUUCAAUUUUGAGAAGAGGGAUUGGAUGGAAGUCCAACCCAAUGAGUUGCCGCCAGGGUCAAAUUUGAUCAUGGGGCUGAACCCUCCCUUUGGAGUUCAUGCAAGUCUUGCAAACAAAUUUAUCAGUAAAGCUCUUGAGUUUAAACCGAAACUUCUAAUCCUUAUUGUGCCACAGGAGACACAACGAUUGGACAGAAAGGACUUCCCUUAUGAUCUGAUUUGGGAGAAUGAUCAAAUGCUAGCUGGCAAAUCUUUUUAUCUGCCUGGCUCUGUUGAUGUAAAUGACAAACAAAUGGAGGAUUGGAAUUUGAAUGCACCACCACUAUACCUUUGGAGUCGCCCAGAUUGGACACCUAAACACAAGGAUAUUGCUCAGCAACAGGGGCACUUGUCCGAGGAUCAACAGAAGUCAUCCUUGCAAGAACAUUGGCUAGGGAAUGUCUCUGAUGCUCCAGGGGAACGUAAUAAUCUUGAUGAAUAUCCUGUGCACCAGGGUGAUGAUAGGAAUCUGGGUAAUAGACAAGAACACUGGGAACAAGAAGCACGGGUAACUAUGAGUCACAAGGAAGAAUUGCCACAUGAAAGCUCUAUCACUGAAGGGGAUAGGAAUCAUGGGCGCCAUAAGAGUCAAUCAGAAGUGAAUUCAGAGGAGUCUCGUGGCAAAAGGAAUAGCAAUAGGAAAAGAAGACCGGCCACGUCUCUGGAGGACAAAUUCACUGGUAAACAUUCUGUCUCCUGCCAACCUUACCGUUAUGUGGAUGGUGGCAGACUUUUGGAUGACCGUACUCCUAAAUCACGUGAAAGACUCUCUCACUUGGAUGUUGAGAUGGAAGAUUACCCGCAUCCUGAAAGUAGUAGCUUCUCUGCAUCACGCUCUUACUCACAAACAAAACAUGGUGGAAAUCUGGAUGAUGAUUUGGUGAGGAAGUACCGCUUGAAAAGUGAGGAGCCUUAUCCAAGUUUGACGAGCAGGAGGUCCCACACUCCUAAUCCUGAAAACAGGUCAGAUAUCCAUGGUUAUAGAUCUUAUGGGAUGGAGGAGAAAUAUGAGAGGGAUGUAAAUAUCCAGUCAAAUGUAAAUAUACCCAGAAGACGGGAUGUUCCACAUCAUUGGACUCAAAAUUAUACAUCCAACCUGGAUCCUGGGUAUCGUCCUUCAUAUGGACUAGUUCCAUCAAGUAACCCCACUUAUGGUGGUGUGAAUACAUCUGCAAUGCAACGACAUGCUCCUCGUCUAGAUGAGCUAAACCAUACAAGAAUGAAUCAUGUGGGGUCAAGACUGCCUUUGCCAGAUACGAGUGGCGUAUUCCAUCCCCCAGUUCCAAGACAUGGAUUUCAAGCUGGUUCAUUUGGCUUUGCUCCUGGACCACAUCGUCCGUUUCCUAAGCAGAAUUCUUCAGGUUGGCUUAAUGAGUAGGUAUUCCCGCUGUCCCAGUAGUGCUACAGAUGUUUUUGUUCACCAUUUAUGGUCUUCUCAGCUGUCAACUCAAUUCUAACUAUCUAGGGUUCCUUUGGUUAUAAUUAACGUUGACCUAAACAAUGACAACUGUUACUGAAACGCUGAAAUUAGUUUCUUCAUAUAAUCUUCUCUGUUCAUAUCAAUAUUUAUCGAAAUAUCGAAUCAGACUUGUUCAUGC
Olea europaea var. sylvestris is the source of this 3339-nucleotide messenger RNA. Its product is annotated as protein ENHANCED DOWNY MILDEW 2-like. The transcript has 15 exons. The record is from RefSeq and is a predicted model, not a curated record. Lineage: Eukaryota; Viridiplantae; Streptophyta; Magnoliopsida; Lamiales; Oleaceae. Bases 75 to 3119 code for a protein of 1014 amino acids.